Messenger RNA from Cavia porcellus (domestic guinea pig), 4167 nucleotides. It is a transcript of the gene Fam222b, whose product is annotated as family with sequence similarity 222 member B. Bases 367 to 2055 code for a protein of 562 amino acids. The transcript has 4 exons. The record is from RefSeq and is a predicted model, not a curated record. Lineage: Eukaryota; Metazoa; Chordata; Mammalia; Rodentia; Caviidae.
GCAGAAGAGGUUGCUGGCGAGUCCCGACGGUGGCGGUAGUGACUGAGGUGCUUGGGGCGUAGAGCAGCGGUAGCGGCAGCAGGCGGCUACCAAGCAGCCAUGAGGGCCGGGCCCAGUCACCGACAGAUCUGGCUAAGUUGCCCAGGCUGGGCUUGAAUUUGGGAUCCUCCUGCUGUCACCCUCCUACAGUGCCGGGAUCACAGAUGUGUUUUACCACACAGGGCUUCCUUUUAUAUUUUAUUUUGAGAUAGGAUCUCACUAAGUUGUCCAGGAAGGACUUGAAUUUGCCAUCCUCCUGCCUCAGCCUCCCAAAGUGCUAGUUACAGUGUGAGCCAUUGCCCUGUGCUGUGUUGAUGCUGGUCUGCCAUGCUCGCCUGUCUGCCAGGGCCCGGGGACCUGUCCUUUCAGCUUCUUUCUCACACGCAGAUGAACACUGGACUUCAGAAAUGGGACACUACACAGAAAAUGAGAACUGCUCACUGUCCUACCCCAGCCGAAUUGGACGCGUAUGCUAAGAAGGUCGCAAACAACCCACUGACUAUAAAAAUCUUCCCCAACAGUGUGAAGGUUCCCCAGCGGAAACACGUUCGUCGUACUGUGAACGGCCUCGACACAUCAGCCCAGCGCUACAGCCCCUACCCGACUCAGGCUGCCACCAAGGCAGGCCUGCUUGCCAUUGUCAAAGUGCCAGCCAAAAGCAUACUCAAGGACUUUGACGGCACCCGAGCCCGGUUACUCCCUGAGGCCAUCAUGAACCCCCCAGUGGCACCCUAUGCUACUGUGGCACCCAGCACUUUAGCCCACCCCCAGGCCCAGGCUCUGGCCCGCCAGCAGGCCCUGCAGCAUGCACAGACCCUGGCCCAUGCCCCUGCCCAGACGCUGCAGCACCCUCAGGGUAUCCCGCCGCCACAGGCACUGUCUCACCCUCAGAGCCUCCAGCAGCCUCAGGGCCUGGGCCACCCUCAGCCCAUGGCCCAAACCCAGGGCUUGGUCCACACUCAGGCCCUGGCCCACCAGGGUCUCCAGCAUCCCCCUAAUCCUUUGCUGCAUGGAGGCCGGAAGGUGCCAGACUCAGAUGCCCCCCCGAAUGUGACCGUGUCUACCUCAAGUAUCCCCCUUUCAAUGGCGGCAACCCUGCAGCACAGCCAGCCCCCGGACCUGAGCAGCAUCGUGCACCAGAUCAACCAGUUUUGCCAGACGAGGGCAGGCAUCAGCACUACCUCAGUGUGUGAGGGCCAGAUCGCCAACCCCAGCCCCAUUAGUCGCAGUCUGCUCAUCAAUGCAAGCACGCGGGUCUCGACCCACAGCAUCCCCACACCAAUGCCUUCCUGUGUGGUCAAUCCCAUGGAGCACACCCACGCAGCCACGGCCACACUGCCUGCCACAGGCUCUGUCAACCUGCCCACAGGCAUCUCUCGAGCCCCUGCUGGCUACCCUAGGGACCUCAAGCCAGUUGCCUGGAACCAGCACCAGCUGGCCCACCUACAACAGAUGUGCAGCGAGGCUGGUGGGACACCAGCACCUGGCCUAGCAGGCAAGCAUGCAGCAGGACGUGAGUUGGCAGGGCCUGGCUUUGUGGCCAAAGCCCCUGCCUACCCGCAGGAACUCUGCCUGGCACAGUCCUUCCAUCUGAAGCCACCCCUGGAGAAGCCAACCCCAUCCCCACCAGUCAACGGCCUGGCAGCCCCACUGGCUUACCCAAAUGGUCACUACUUCCAACCCCCAUGGAACAACAUCCUGCCCACUCCCAAUAGCGACAGCUCGGGGUCUCAGGACCUUGCCAUGCCGUUCCAUAGUGGGCAGGCUACAGGUGCACCCCUCGACUGUGCAGCAGCACCUGGGGCCCACUACCGAGCAGGGACUGGGGGUGGUCCAGUGGCAAGCCAGAACAGCUUGAUGCAAACAGUGGAUUACCUGAGUGGGGAUUUCCAGCAGGCCUGCUUCCGAGAACAGAGCCUGGCCUUGCUAAGCAAAGCUCACCGAGCCCCUAGCAGCCGAGCCCCUGAUCCUACAGAUAGUCGAAGUCUUCAUAUUCAGCACCCGGGAUAUAGAUAGGGAGGGUGCUUUUCUGAAUCAUCAUGUCAUCCAUCACCCUCCUAGGUUUAGUCUUUUAAGUAACUGGAUAGUUUCAGAGUUUCACUCUCCAGUGUGAUCAUUCUUAGAUGUCUAUGGAUGAGGACUUGGCAGGAACUAAUUGGGGAGAGAGGACCUCUUAACCCCCCGCCCCCCGGCAACUUGUGUUCUUACCUUAGACCCCGACUGACCAGAGGCUUUUCUUCUCUCCACUGCCUGCCUGUCGGGCCAUCCACCUCAUUUCAGACCAUCCUCCCAUCUUUCCUGAACCUCUGCCUCUUUCCCGUGGACUGGGCUGUGGCUAAAGGGAAAGGCCUGGCCCCUGACCUCUCCCUGUUCUUCACUCUUUGGGAUUAAGAAACGAGACUUUCCAGGUGCUCUGGAAGCUAAUUCCUUAUUCACCCAAAGACCUCAAGUCAAAACUAAUCCAAUCUUCAUCUCUCCCCAGCUCCUUUCCAUUACUCAAGACCAUAGCCUUGAAAAAUGGAGAAAAAUCUUUCUAUUGGUGUCUUGGUUCCUGACUCUGCUUCUAGAGAAAUGCAGUGGCCAGUUGGCUUACCACGGCCUCUUAUGGUUAUCUGUCUCCUGUCUUAACUGCUGUUCUCAUUCCUACUCCCCCCCUCACACACAAAAGCAAAAAAAUAAUAAUAAUAAUAAAACUAUCUUACUUGAGAAAUUAGGUAGAUGAGGGAUGAUCACAUUGGAGUUUGGAAUUAAAAACACCAAAAAAGAAAAAACAGUAAAAAUGCAUUUGGUUUUCCCUACACUGGCUAAGAAUAUUGCUCUAAACUGUAAGUUUUAAGUGUCACGUUUCUGUAUGAAUGUAGUGUGGGUUUGAGUAGCACUGUGUAUGAGUGGCCCCACAGGUACAUUGACUCUCCUCAUCACCUCCUUUUGCAGCCCCUCAGAUUAAUGGGGAAAACAAACAACAACAACAACAAAAAACACAAAGCCUUAAGCUCUUUGAAGUUUUCCUCUACCAAGUGAGCACGGUUGUAAUCUGCUGGAAAGGGGCCUGGUCAGAGACAGCCCUCCCGCCCUGCCCCGCCCCUCCUUGCAGCAUCCCUGUUCCAUGCUGUUUCAUUCCUGAGUGAUGUAGUUGGCUAGAAAUAUAUCUCUUCUCUGUAACCUUUUACUUAGAUUAUAUUUUAUUGCACAGUCUUUGCACCCCUCUUCUGUUAAAAGAUGCAGUUAGUCUCUGAUUUUUUCUUUUUUUAAACCAAAUAAGCUCUUUUCCUCUAGUUUUGGGAAAUGUGAGCGGAUACUUAUAGUUUUGGGUUCUGUUUACUAUCUCCUCUUCCUUAGCCAGAAAUUCUCUAGUGAUCUGAACAAGUGUGACCGAAGACCAGUUUUUAAAUUAUGUGUUGGCAAGUUGCCUUAUAUUAAAAAAAAAAAAAUCACCUGAUUGUGUUAAGCCAAAUGAUAGCAACCUGAAAUCCUAAUUUAUUGUCCCAGUUGUUUUCCUGCUGUCUGUAAACACUGUCACCUUGCUGUCCCUGAGCCCUCGGGAGCCUCUGAAGCCUCUGGUGCAAUGCCUUCUCCCCAGGUGUUGACCACCGUCUCUCCCAUGGUCCCCUUUCAUGUCUUGCUUUUUGGAAUCAAAAGAGCACUGCUGUCUCCCAUACCUCUUGCUUGAUCUCCAAAUCAGACAUUCUUGCUGAAGUCCUCCCCCUCACACAGCCUCUCCUUACAAGGUGAGCCACCACUGCAGGAAACUGGACCAGAUACCAACUUUGCUUUAAGUCAGACAACCUCAAACCCAUCUUCCUUUGUAGGGGUGCAAGUCUCUGAAGCUCACUCCCACCCUUAGUCUGCAUGGAAAAUGUACUGUGCACCCCCUCCAACUGCCCUCACCUAGUUCAGCCUGAGUCCCUGCCCCUCAGCCAGCCAACCCCAACCAGCAAUAAGGGUCCAAGCUAGGGCCUCCUGUCUAUUCCUUGCCUCCAUCCCAUGCCACCCCUAGGAGAAACCUGGACUCCCCACUCUAUCCACAUACUGUAGCAUUCAUUCUCCAUCUCUCACCUCGCCUGUGGUGGUUUAUGGGUGUGAUGGGGUUUUUAAGAUUAUUAUAAACCAGUAAAGAGAAAAAACUCA